Messenger RNA from Alternaria incomplexa, 1020 nucleotides. RefSeq lists its product as uncharacterized. The record is from RefSeq and is a predicted model, not a curated record. Lineage: Eukaryota; Fungi; Ascomycota; Dothideomycetes; Pleosporales; Pleosporaceae. The coding region runs from base 1 to 1020 and encodes 339 amino acids. The transcript has 3 exons.
AUGAACCAAGACGCAGCAAGACAUGCUUUGGAUGAUGCCACAAGAAAGGCCAAAGCACGAUGGGAGAAGUACAAGAGCAACUACUCUGUUUCCGAUGAGACCUUUUCUACCUGGAGCGUGCAGAAUGAACCACAACUCCAUGCAAUGACGGCGAACUAUAACAUGGCGGUAAACGAAACCGACAUGGCAACAAUGCAUGCCUAUGGCCCCAGUGCAGGACCGUACUUACAGGACAAACAACAUAUGCAAGCUGCUGUUGAUCCUCAGCCGCGCCCAGGCUUAAACAUGCCCGUCACCACCCUUGGUGCCUCGGAUACCGACGCUAUACUACAGCAGAUCACGGCCAACAAAGCCGUGGCACCACCCAGUGCUGACUACCAUGUUCCAUUCUACUCUGCUGCGAACUACACCGAGCAGGUGACGGAUUGGUUGACGAAGCGGGGCGAUGCCAACAAGUCGCGCAGUGAAGUGUCUUUCGACUUCAACACAGGAAACAGCGUUGAUGUGAAUAGCUUCAACCAUACGAAUGUAGGCGGUGAUCAGUAUGAGCGUUGGCUCUCUCUAGGUGUCAACGAUGACCGGUGCGAGGAGAGCUCCAUGAUCAGCUACGGAGAUCAACUCCAAACUACAAUCACCAUGUCUUGGGACGAUCAAUUCCGCGCGAUUGACAUCCAAUCGGGAAGGUGGGACAUCCGCGGCAGCUCUACCUACAAACUCAAGAGCGACGCCCCAGACGAAGUCAAGGGAUUGUCCCGCGUCGUGAAGUUCGUCGUCGUCUCGAACCUAGCCUUCGAAAUCGAAUUCUCUGGCGACACGAUCACAGAGUUUCACAGUCAUGUUGGAAGCGGCGGGACCAUCCGCCUCUUUGGUUUUCCCGUUGCCGUCAACAGGGACGCGGACGGAGAGAGUGACAUUACCCACACGGCUGAUUGGUACCCCGAUGAGGGGAAGCUGUCUGUCAUGCCUAAGCGUGAAGCAGGUUUCGCUAGUGCUGUUGCACUUGUUGGAGAGAAGGUCUGA